Molecule: messenger RNA, 546 nt
Organism: Penicillium alfredii
Lineage: Eukaryota; Fungi; Ascomycota; Eurotiomycetes; Eurotiales; Aspergillaceae
Product: TspO/MBR family protein
Exons: 2
Coding region: 1-546 (181 amino acids)
Cellular component (GO): mitochondrial outer membrane
Source: RefSeq, a predicted model, not a curated record
AUGCCGUGGUCUUUCGCCCUCCCGCAGCCUAUCUUUGCGUCGCCGUUUUUGGCGGUCGCCACGCCCAUCGCGACAGGGAAUGUGGUGGCCCUCCUUGUCAACCGGAAUAAAACCCAGGCCACCUAUCGCUCGCUCCGCCAACCGCCAUUCCGUCCACCAGGAUGGCUCUUCCCGCCCAUGUGGACCUUGCUGUAUGGAUUGAUGGGUUAUGCCUCGCACCAUGCCACUGUGACCGCGUCCCAGUCCUUAACGCUGGCCGUGCGGGACGCCAACCACAGCGCGCAGACUCUCUACACCUCGCAGCUGGUGCUCAAUUUCAUGUGGAUGCCCCUCUUUUUCGGAUUCGGCCGGCCGGCCACAGCGCUGGGGGAUUUGGCUCUGCUGGCGGGCACUGUCGGCAUGCUCAUGGCAAAUUGGUGGAAGGCCGACCGGACUGCGUUCUGGUUGAUGGUUCCCUAUUCGGCCUGGCUGGCAUAUGCCACGUAUCUCAACACUGGAGUGGGGAUCCUGAACAACUGGGCUCUCCCUGAGAAGAAAUCCGAGUAG